AUCGGUGACGUACCGAAACAUGCUGGGGCUCUUUUACCAAUGAUCAUGUGACAUGCGUAUUUACACACGUGACAUUUGACCCAACGACUAUGUAUGAAAACAUGAAAUUCAUAUGAAUUAGGACUUCUGAGGUGCUAGGAAGAGCAGUCUAUGAAUGGAGAGGAUGUCUAUGGAAAAGGAAGCUAAACUUAAACUGAAGAAAAGAAAAAACUCGGGGAGUACUGGUAUAACUCACGUUUCCGAAAAUGUUCAGAAGGCUCAGAGUGAGAGUGACAGUCUUAAACGUAAAUCAGAAGGUGACCCCAGCGUCUGGUGGACCAAAGCAGAAUUAAAUGAGACUGCUCAUCUUUGGCUGUUGGCUCUGAAAUCUGCAGUUCCUGAUGCAACUCAAACACUGAUGAGCUUUCCAUUAUGUCAAGACUUGCCUGUAUUUACUCCACAGGUUUAUAGGAGUAAUAGGUCAAGCACGUUACGGAGCUGUAGUGACAUAGAAGACAGGUGUGUUGAAUUUCCACCCAUGUGCUCAUCAGUAAAGAACGAACAGUCAACUUCAUCUGAAAAGGCAAAUAGUUCAUCAAAAGGCAAUUUAGAGUUAUCUUCCUGUCCUCUUUGCUUACUUCAGUUCCCUGCUAGAUACAGCCAGAUGGAAAUAGAUGGUCAUCUUGCAAAAUGUCUGUCUGAAAUGAAUGAUGACAUUCUUUGGUUGGCUGCACUCUGAAAAUAUUCAACAAUGGCAACCUUUAUUAAAUACGCAGUGUCUGAAAUCUGGUCAUGGUCUACUAUUUGUGAUGACAUGCAUACCUAAUCUGACCACAGAAGAUAGUACAACUAUUGUUAAAAAUCAAUAUAAGAAAGUAAUAAAAGUAGCCACAGCAGUAGUUUUAAUAAAAAUUACUCCACAUUAAAAUAUUGAUAUUAAAUAUCAAGAGUCUAAUUUACUUUUCAAAUUAUUUAAUUAUAUGUCCUUUAAAUUUUAAGCACACCUGAAUCAUAAAAUUGCAGCAUAACAUCUCUUACAGUGUAUGUGAGAAACUAUUGCAAGAUAGGGAAAUGAUUUAGGGGCAGGA
Molecule: messenger RNA, 1067 nt
Organism: Erpetoichthys calabaricus (reedfish)
Lineage: Eukaryota; Metazoa; Chordata; Cladistia; Polypteriformes; Polypteridae
Exons: 6
Coding region: 155-718 (187 amino acids)
Molecular function (GO): ubiquitin binding
Source: RefSeq, a predicted model, not a curated record